AUCUGAAAUGUUUAAUGCAUUUUUUCCCUGUUGUAUCAAAAAUGGUAUUGAAUAUUGUUAUUUUUCAACGUAUCGUAUCGAAGUUUUAAAUUCUAGUAUCGUGACUCUUGUUUUCUAGGUAUCAAAUGGUCCUUUGAAGAAGCCAUGGGAAGCUGUUUUAGCUGUCCAGAUAAAGAAUCAAUCCAUGAUAUUCACCAAAGUAAAUUUAAGGUGGUGAACGUGGAUGAUGACGGGAAUGAGCUGGGAGCAGGAAUCAUGGAGCUGACAGAGGACGAACUGGUCCUACGCACACGGAAAUGUGAGGCUGUAAAGUGGCCUUACCUGUGCCUGCGUCGCUAUGGCUAUGAUUCAAACCUAUUUUCCUUUGAGAGUGGCCGUCGCUGCCAGACUGGUCAAGGGAUCUUUGCCUUCAAGUGUUCACGCGCUGAAGAGAUCUUCAACAUGCUGCAGGACAUCAUGCAUAAUAACAGCAUCAGUGUUGUAGAGGAACCUGUGUUUGAGCCCAUCCUCGCACAAGCUGAAUCAGACCUUCCCGUAACACCACACACUCCUACCACUCCUGGAAACAUACUCCCUACCAUACCCAAUGGCAGCUUAAGGUAUCCCUCUCUGGGGGAUGUGUCCUCUCACCCGUCUAGUCGGCAUCCAUCUGUUGGAAGCACAUGCCCGCCCUCACUGGGAGAGGAGUCCACACACCCUCUUUUAGUUGCAGAAGAGGCUGUUAGAGGGCACACCUAUGUAAACACCACCGGGCUACUGGAGCAGCACAGCCCGAGUCUUUGUGAUGUUCCUCUGGACACGAGUGUUUCAUUACAUAAUGGAGAGGAUGCUCCCCAUCAGGUGGCACCGGAACCUGGGCCUCGAGUGCAGCUGGAGCCUGAAUGUGUUCGGUUUGUGUUGGGUCCAACUCCUGUGCAGAGGCAGAGGCAGAGAGAGGCAUCUGUGUCAGGACAGCAGUGUGCUGGUGCAGACAGCAGGCUGAGCAGUUCAGCCCAAAACUGUGUUGGCAGUAUUUCACAACAUAAGAAUGAAGGCAACAUAGAUGCGGUAGAAAGCAGUAGGAUGCAUGAGGACACAUCCGCAGCUUCAGAUAAACUCAACUGUUCAUCGUCCUCAGCUCUCUCACGCCGUAGGGGUCGACCUCCACCAAUUACGCCGGAUGCCAAUGUCAACAACUCAGCCCAGCGGAGAACAGCAUUAUUGGACUACGAGAACCUCCCAGCCCUACCUCCUUUACGAGAGCACCCGAAGGGUGACUCUGAUGAUGAGGACAGUGAUGUCCCCAUAGAACUUAAAUCACAGCCUAUCAACGGCUUCCACAACCACAGAGAGUACAGCCCUGACCCAACGCACUACUACAUCAACACAGAGAAUGUGACGGCCCCACUCAGCGCUAACAAGGUGGAGUCGGCCCGCUGGCGGGACCGCUCUACCACAACCUUCUUUAACUUUGAUUUCCGCCGACCGUGCCUAGAGUCCCACAGACUGAACUACAUCGAGGUCGAGACUGAGAACUCCAGCAACCCUCAGACCCCGAAGACGCCCACUUCACCGCUUCCUCAGACCCCCACCCGCAGGACAGAGCUGUAUGCAGUCAUUGAUGUAGAGCGCACGGCUGCCAUGUCCAGCCUGCAGAAAGCGUUACCCCGCUAUGACGGUACCUCUAGAAAAACACGCCAUAACAGUGUUGACCUGCCCAUGUAACCUGAAACUGCCUGAAGACACUUCGGUGUUUUUACAAAAUGAGUUUGUAACUCAUGGAGAUUACCUGUAGCUAAAAUGGUGUCUCUCUGUCUCAUGUUCGCUUGAGAAGCUAACAGAGGAGCUUGUCAUAUACCAUCGUUUUAUUCCUAUGGUAAUAUACUACUACUUUUCUUACACUCGUUUUCCAAUGCCUGUUUGUCUUUAUUAUGUUAAUAACACGUUGGACAGCAUUCCAAAAGAUAAUUCAGUAAGGCACAAAUCAGUAUUACUGAUCAAAUGGUGUUGUUUAUUCAUUCCUUUUCUGCCAAUUUUCAGAGUUGUUUUGAAAUUCACAUUUUAAGACAUCACACACUACAUUUACAUCUUUAAGUUGCAAAGUAGUAGAUUUAAAUACUUGGCACAAUAAAAGUCUGUUUUGUGAUAUUCAUAUUUUUAGUUCAGAUGCUGUACACCAUAUGCAUGCAUUACAUUGCAUUACACAUACAGUACAGUAAAAGGUUUCAAAUGUUGUGCCUCCAUAAGCAACCAGUAUAAACAGCUUUAUCUGAAUAUAACCAGUAUUGAACUUAUUGGUGUCCAUAUAACAUUGAGUAUUAUGCUAGAUUUAAGCUUUGUUAACAGGACUAACUUUACAAAGGAUUUCAACAUUCAGACACCAUUGUGUAUCAGUACUAUUGUUAAUAAUAAUCACAAUAAACAACCAUUUCCCCCAAGUAAUAUAAUUUAUUAGUCUGUAAUAACAAUUGUGGAUAUUUAGAUUUUUUGCAUUAAACGAGAAUUUAACUGAUGUGCAAUCAGAGUUGUAUCUAGUCAUGUGCAAUUUGACAUGUUUGAGUAAAAAUUCUUGAACCUAUUGUUAAUGUACUUAAUGUACUAUGUAUGAAUGUCAUUCUGCAUAUAUUUACUCAAUGAUUUACAACAUACAGCACAUUUACAAAGCACAAGAGAUAUGAACAAUAUAAAAAUUUGUUAUAAUCUUUUUUACUGAGUAAAUGUUUAGUUUAAGCACAUUCUCACAACACAAGGUCAUUAUGGGAUAUACUGUAUGUGAAACAUCCACACAGCCAAGAUAAUGAGAUCAAUACAAUAUAUAAAAUUAUAAAAGAUAAACAAAACAAUGAUAUUACAACAUUAACGAUCAUUGUGACAAAUUUAAGGCAAUGUAAUUAUGAAUAUUUAGACACAUUUACACAUUCUGAAGACAUUAUCGAACAACUGAAUGUCUGAGUGGAGAAUAGGAUAUCAUUUUUGCUCGGCGGGUAGACCUCACAUUCUAUUGAGAUGGGAUCCAUACUACUGUACACGCCCUUACAGAAAAGACACACGGAAUUCACAUGUGCAAAAAACACGUGUGAUCACAUGUGAAAUGUGUGUCUUUGGAACAUUUUGGUGUGAAUUCCCACGUGAAACCCAUGGGAUAACAUAUGCGACAUGUCUCCACAUGUGAUCACAUGUUCUUCACGUCACCACAUGUUGCACAUGUCAUCCAAUGGGUUUUUACAUGUUAUCCCAUGGGUUUCACGUGGGAAUUCACAUGGAAUUCACACCAAAAUGUUCCAAAAACACAUUUCACAUGUGAUCACACGUGUUUUUUGCACAUGUUAAACACAUGUAUACAUGUGAUCACAUGCGAAAAACAUGUAAAAAACGUGAAAUUCAUGUGUCUUUUCUGUAAGGGCGGUAAGGCCCCUUAUUCUAGAAAUGUAGCUACCGUGUCUUUAUUUACAACUGAUCUCAUCGGAUUGACUAGAAUCCACAGUUUGAUAUAACCAGAUAUUUCUUUUCUGCAUUACAAGUAUGAUUUCAAUAAUGAGAACAUCUGAAAAUACACUUGUGAAAAAAAGGAACAAAACAGUGUUGCAGUGUUUAGACAUUUAUUAAUUUAAGUUUUCUAUUUCAUGUACAAAAUACUAGAAAUGCUGAGCACAACCAACUAUGCUCAUUUUUGAGGAGAAAUAAAAGAGUUGCAGUCAGGUUUCAAUCAUGUCGUAUUAGAAGUGCCACAAGGCUCUGGGCUUUAUGGUAGAAUGGCCAUAGGAGACUUCCUUGAGUGGCCCAGUCAGUGUUUGGGCUUGAACCCAACUGAACAUCUUUGUAGAAACCUGAAAAUGUCUUGUCUACUGAUGGUCCCCGUCCAACCUGGCAGAGUUUUAGAGGAUCUGAGGCAGUACUUGAAUUGAGUCAAGUCUUAUAUGUGACCCUGGACAACAAAACCAGUCUUGUGGGUCAAUUUUUCGAAAUUGAGAUUUUUACAUAAUCUGAAAGCUGAAUAAAUAACAUUUCUAUUGAUGUAUGAGUUGUUAGAAUAGGACAAUAUCUGACUGAGAUACAACCGUUUAAAACUCAGGAAUCUGAGAGUGCAAAAAAUCAAAAUAUUGAGAAAAUCGCCUUUGAAGUUGUUAAUCAGGGGCACUGUGGCAGACCAUUCACUCACAAAAAUAAAGUUUUUAUACAUUUAAGGUAGGACAUUUACAAAAUAUCUUCAUGGAACAUGAUCUUUACUUAAUAUCCUAAUGAUUUUUGGCAUAAAAGGAAAAUCGAUAAUUUUGACCCAUACAAUGUAUUUUUGUCUUUUACUAAAAAUGUUCCGUUGCUACUUAAGAUUGGUUUUGUGAUCCAGGGUCUCAUAUAGUCUGUAAGACUUAUAUAGUCUCGCAAUAUACAAUUUAUACAAAGUACACAAUAUAUUUGAACAUAAUAUGCAUAAUUAUAUACUAUUUAUUAAAACAGGCUUACAUAAAAGAACAGGCUUCUUUCACUGUAUUUUGGAUCAAAUCAAUGCAGGCUUGGUGAACAGAAAUGACUUUUGAACAGUAGUGUAUGCCCAACAGAAUAAUUCUAGUAGUAUUGUAGUUGUAGUAUUUAAUAUUUUCCCUAAAUACAACUGGAUGAUUGACACUUUGUGAUAAU
Messenger RNA from Triplophysa rosa, 4614 nucleotides. RefSeq names its product fibroblast growth factor receptor substrate 2b (gene frs2b). Gene Ontology annotation, biological process: cell surface receptor protein tyrosine kinase signaling pathway. NCBI's taxonomy places the organism in Eukaryota, Metazoa, Chordata, Actinopteri, Cypriniformes, Nemacheilidae. The coding region runs from base 145 to 1704 and encodes 519 amino acids. The record is from RefSeq and is a predicted model, not a curated record. The transcript has 5 exons. Gene Ontology annotation, cellular component: cell-cell junction; cytoplasm.